CAGACGAAGACGAGGAUGACGAAGAAGACGAGGACUUCGAAGACGAUGACGAGUGGGACGACUAGUGAAAAUGUCUUUCUUCAACUGUGGUCACGCCGCACCUACCGCUGACACUAAAAUAUCUUCCAGCAUCUGACUAAAAUUGUAAUGUAAAUGUUGUAUGAAUUGGCUGUAUAUUUAUUUUUGCCUUUCUGCUUUUUGUUUUUUAUGACUAUUAUCAUUAAUCUGUGCAAUACCUCAUCCGUUAAAUCUGUAGCGUUCGUCACACACCCUCAUCGUUAAAGACUCUACACUUUCGCCAGGACAUCCUGUCAUUAGAAAGCACUUAACACCGCCAUCAGCACAAUGUGGAGACGCAGCCGGCUUCAUGUCAGUAUCAGUAAUCAAUAAUAUAAAACACUAGCUGCUCCACUGAGAAGAAUCGGAAUUGGAGUUUUCAUGUGCUCCUUUGGAAAUAUUUUUCUGUGUUCAUUUGUUCGCGUUUUCAUUCCUUGUUGAAGAAACUGAAAAGGGAGACGUACGUGCGACCAAACAGGCAGGAUCCUCUUUGUGUUAGACAGUGGUCGGUUUAAAUGCGAGAUAACACUAUUUUCUUACCGUGCUUCUUUUCGUACCUCCGAGUUUCCUAAUAAACAAUAGUUUAGUCGUGUUAUUUUUUUCAGAAAUCCUUUGACCAAAUUGCGGCGGCUCGGUCUUCUCAUGGAUUUCCAACUUUAAUUUUUUAUGACAUUAAAGCCGUUUAUUUGCACACAGUUUAUAUGAUAGUUCAGUUUUGUGUUUUUCAGAUGUGAGUUUUGUCAAAUAAUUUUUUAUUUUAUUUCAAGCAGGUUACAGUGACGAUGGAGAGUUUUAGAAGCUAAAGGUUUUGAAAUAUCUUGACCUUUAAAUGGGACUACAAACAUGACUGACGAUGUUUCAGUUUGUGACUUCAUUUGGCUUAAUGCAAAAACACGUCUACUCACACAACACUGUGGCAUUUGUGAAAUGAUGGAAGUUUUGUUCUUAAUGUCUGGUUGGUUGUUUUUGUUGUGGCAUCAUUCUGUUAUUUCCUGCUGGAGGAAACAUCAGCAGCGCUCUGGUCAGUAUUUCACACAUAUAACAUCACGCAAAGAAACUAAAAGAUUAAAAAUUCAUUCAUCCUCUUCCGUCCUUCAGUUAACAAACUAUAAUUUUAUGCAAUGCGACUGUAAAUGUCUCCUUACGGAGAAUUAUAAAAAAAGCAAAUAAUGAACCAAAUGUGGCAUUUGCAAGCAGCUUGUGGGUUUUGCGAUGCCUGUAAUCCUCCGUCUGUAAACGGUGUAAAGAAAUAACCAACGCUCGUUUUAACUGUUCGUCUUAGAGUUUUUACCGUCCUCCAGCGAGGCUUAAUGCUGCAUUGAGAAGCCGAGAUACUGACAGAGAACCUGUGAAAAGGGGUUGGGGGGUGGCAGGGUUGGGAGCAAUGAGAAUACUAAAUUGUAUACUUAAAUAAAUGUUAAUAUUUACAGA
Messenger RNA from Morone saxatilis (striped sea-bass), 1488 nucleotides. RefSeq names its product neural Wiskott-Aldrich syndrome protein-like. Gene Ontology annotation, molecular function: actin binding. Lineage: Eukaryota; Metazoa; Chordata; Actinopteri; Moronidae. The record is from RefSeq and is a predicted model, not a curated record. Gene Ontology annotation, biological process: actin filament organization.